UCUCUCUCUCUCUCUCUCUCUCUCUCUCUCUCUCUUUCCUUGUUCUCAGGUAAGUAUUUCUUUCUGUUGUAUAGUUGGAAUAACUUUAUUCUCAAUCAUGGAAUCUGCCAAAGAAAUGUCUUCAGCCAAAGAAAUUGAAGAGGGCUGCUCUAAUUUACCACCCCCACAGCCUCUACUCCUAAACCCAAAGGUUGGAGAAUGGAGUGAAAUAGUAAUUGAGGAGGCUGUAAUCAGGGAGCAGCUUGAGGACUCUGUGUCUGUGGCAAUAAACAUGCCCCCUUCUCCAAUUCCAACUCCCAAAAGAGUUAACUUCUCGCCCUUACCUAGUCCUAAUAGACUCAAGCUUAAUGGAUCUCCAUCUCCUUCAACCAAACCAAAAUCCUCCAUCAAAAAUCUUCUUCCUAGACUCAGCUUCAAAUUCCGGAAUACAAACUCAGAUAUUGAAAAGGCUGCUAUCAUAGCACUGCAAGUUUCCCCUGAGAUGCCUUCGACUUCGAUUCCUAGGACAUUCUCUCUUUCCAAGAUUUUCCAACCAAAGAUGGAUAGGACAUCAUCUCUACCAACUUCUCCUAUUCUCCACUCAAAUCCCGAGUCUGCGCAUGGAGGAUUUACCGGUGUUGCAGCUACAGGCGGGUGCCAGCUACCAAUGCACCGUUCACGCUCUGUACCUGUUUUAAACAAAGAGGGAAGUAUAAAACAGAUGGACUCUUUGGGCAGUGUAUAUCGUGUGGUGCCUACUACUCCAAGGAUUACCGAACAGACUUCUGCAGCAUCUCCACCUGUUGGAACAAUUGGUGCAGAUGAGAAGAAUGAUUAUGCUGAGGACAUCCCUCAGGAAGAGGCUGUUUGUAGAAUCUGCUUUGUUGAGCUGGGUGAGGGCUCAGACACACUGAAGAUGGAAUGCAGCUGUAAAGGUGAACUUGCUCUAGCCCACCAGGAAUGUGCUAUUAAAUGGUUUAGCAUAAAAGGGAACAAGACUUGUGAUAUCUGCAAGCAAGAGGUCAAAAAUUUAUCUGUCACGCUCUUACGCAUUCAGACCAAUCAAACUCGAGGGUAUGGAACUCGACCACCUGAAAUAACUCGAUACAGGGUGUGGCAGGAUGUUCCGGUUCUUGUGAUCGUCAGCAUGCUUGCAUAUUUUUGUUUUCUAGAGCAACUUUUGGUCAAGAAAAUGGGAUCAAGUGCAAUUGCCAUAUCGUUGCCCUUUUCGUGUAUAUUAGGUCUCCUCGCAUCAAUGACCUCGACUACCAUGGUGAGGAGGAGAUAUGCUUGGCUGUAUGCUACGAUUCAGUUUACAAUGGUGGUUAUUUUCGCGCAUAUCUUUUACUCAUUGCUCCAUGUGCAAGCGGUUCUAUCUGUUCUGCUUGCGACGUUUGCUGGUUUUGGAGGUGCUAUGUGUGGCACUUCCAUCCUUUUCGAGAUACUCAAGUGGAGAAGAACAUGGAGAAAUUGGUCGGCUUCCCAACACGAUGCUGCUCAAGCUUCGGAGACUAGUGAUGCACCCUCAAACAGAGUGGGUGGAAAUGGCCAACACAACUGACACACAGUUGCUCUCAAAUCUUUGUAAAUAUUAUACCACCUUUGAUAAUUCACCUUCAAAUCUUUGUCAAACAAUUGUAUAGAAUUGGAUAUCGGGUGUAGACAUGAUUCAAUUUGUUGACCUAAGGAACAUGCAUAUAUAUCUAUAGCAAGUGAUCAUUUUUGAAUA
This is a messenger RNA of Salvia hispanica, 1708 nucleotides long. RefSeq lists its product as uncharacterized. The record is from RefSeq and is a predicted model, not a curated record. Gene Ontology annotation, molecular function: zinc ion binding. NCBI's taxonomy places the organism in Eukaryota, Viridiplantae, Streptophyta, Magnoliopsida, Lamiales, Lamiaceae.